Messenger RNA from Acanthosepion pharaonis, 633 nucleotides. The record is from the annotation of a GenBank genome assembly. Lineage: Eukaryota; Metazoa; Mollusca; Cephalopoda; Sepiida; Sepiidae.
AUGAUUUCUACGGCACUCCUUCACCCGCAGCCACCUUCUCCUGGGCACCCACUCCUUCUAGCCCCCACCGCCAAUCACCAUCACCACGCAAUGCACUAUUCAAAAUCAAAUUACUCCCAAACCGAGAACGACAAACUUGUUUGUUCUCAGAAUAUGCGUACCACUCAAUCGAUACGUCACCAGAUGAUGCGUUUGCUUCUCCGGCAUUAUACCUCACCUUUCCUGUUCGUCGCUUACUCCUCUCUUGAUCUGUCUUUUCAUCUUCUUAUUUCUCUCGUAAUCUUUCUCUUUUUCUACCCCCCCAUUCUACCGUUACUCUCUCUUUUCCGUUUCUCUCACUCAUUCUUUUGUUUCUUUUCUAUAUUUUUUCUCCUACUCUCUCAAUCUCCUUUUCUUUUUCUUCUAGUUCUUUUUCAUCUCAUCCUUUCUAGAUUUUGUUCCGCAUUUUCUGUCUCUUUUUCUCCCCCCCCACUCACUUUGACUCCCGUUUUUGUUUUCUCUCUCCGUCUUUCUCUUUUUUGUCACUUUCUUUUUCCCCUCUUUCCUUCUCCUUCUUUCUUUCUCUUGUAUCUCUCUUUCUCUUUCUGCCUCCAUUUUCUCUCUCUCUCUCUCUCUCUUUCUUUCUUUCCCUAG